Messenger RNA from Necator americanus (New World hookworm), 627 nucleotides. RefSeq lists its product as uncharacterized. Gene Ontology annotation, molecular function: RNA polymerase II cis-regulatory region sequence-specific DNA binding; DNA-binding transcription factor activity, RNA polymerase II-specific. The record is from RefSeq and is a predicted model, not a curated record. Gene Ontology annotation, biological process: regulation of transcription by RNA polymerase II; anatomical structure development. The transcript has 6 exons. Lineage: Eukaryota; Metazoa; Nematoda; Chromadorea; Rhabditida; Ancylostomatidae. Bases 1 to 627 code for a protein of 208 amino acids.
AUGAACUACUGGUCAGCUUACGAUUCGCCUCAAUGGUCAGCGCAAUACGCUGCCGAUUCUCCGUCGUCCACAUUAGCAGAUGUGAAUCAACUAGGUGGCUUAUUCGUGAACGGACGUCCUCUUCCGAUGUCAUUGAGAAUUCGAAUAAUCGAACUGCAUCAUUCGGGUGUGCGUCCUUGCGACAUUUCACGUCAAUUGAGGAUCAGCCACGGAUGUGUGAGCAAAAUUUUGACUAGAUAUGUCGAAAAAGGCUCGAUUGAACCGGGUGCCAUUGGCGGUAGUAAACCUCGCGUCACAACUCCAAAGGUGGUUGAAUACAUCCGCCUACUGAAAUACUCCGAUCCUGGGAUCUUUUCGUGGGAAAUUCGUGAUCGACUGGUGUCCGAUGGGAUCUGUAACAAGGAUAACGUGCCCUCUGUAAGCAGCAUUAGCCGAAUAUUAAGAAGUAAAAUUCCUAGAGCGUUGGAGCAAGCCUCGCUACAGUUUAUCCCCUAUUCGAGAUGUCCACCCGCGGAUCCUAUGGCGUUGCAGAUGCACUACAAUCAUUACAUGAAUUUCGAACAACUUCGACCGUAUGGUCCACAAGAAAAUGAAAUUUGCUCUCAAAUUGGAGUAUCCAGAUGUUGA